AUGGGCCACAGCAGCCGCCGGAGUCGGAGCCGCAGCGAGUCGCGGGAGCGCGGUAGCAGCAGCACGACGAGCAAGAAAAAAAAGUCGGACAAGGACAAGAAGAAAAUCUCCUCUUCCUCCUCCUCGGCAAAAAACGGCAGCGGCGGCGGCGGCGGCGGCAGUCGAAGCCGUUCGCGUGAGCGUGGCGGGAAGAGUGAAUCGUCCUCGCGAAGAGGAGGCGGCGGGGGGCACCACGACAGAGAGCACGAUCGAAGUAGGGAUAGGGAUCGCGACAGGGAUAGGGACAGGCAUCACCGUGACAAGGACCGGAAGGGCAGUGGCCGGAGCAGGAGGGAUGAUGACGGCGACCGUCGUGACGGGAGCAGAGACCGUAAGCGCUCCAGGGGAAGCGACAGGGACGGGAGGAGGCGCGGCGGGGAUGACCGGGGGAGCGGCGGUAACCCGGACGAGAUGUGGAAGAGGAAGCUGCGCGACGAAGACGAGCAGCUGAAGGAGCUCGACCUAGAUUCGCUCAUGGUGGACGAAGAGGAGGAGGAGAGGCGCCUGGCAGAGCAACGGAGGAAGAGGAAAGAGAAGCUGGAAGCACUGCAAAAACGAAAGAAAGCCGAGGAAGAGGCAGCAGUAACCGUCACCACCACCACCACCACCACGUCCAGCGUAAAGCCAUCCCCUCAAAGCCAGGACAACACAGCCGACGGAGACCUCGCCACGACAAACAACGGUGGCGGGUAUCAGGACGACGCCUCCGACUCGGACGAGGACGCCGGUCCGAUCGAGAUCACCAAGCAAGCUUCGCAAGAUGGAGGGGAGCUCGUCGCCGCCGCCGCCACCGGUGGUGAUGAGGACGAGGCAAGGAACGGAGCGGCGGCGGUUCCAGGCGGAGGCCAAGCUGACGCUAACGGUAGUAACGCCGCCGCCAACAAGGGCAACGGGGUGGCGACGGGGAUGUCGUCGAGCGAGCUGCGAGCGCAGCAGGGCAAGGAGGACAGGCCGGUGUUCGACAUGUUCUCCGCGGCGGCGCUGCCCGCGACGGCAGGGGGGCCCGGCGGAAAGAUGGGUGGCAAGGGGGGGGGGGCGCACGGGAUGUCCUUCUUGGGAGAGGAUGGCGGCGGGGACCAGGGCAACUGGACGGAUGUAGAGGGGUACUACAAGACCAGGGUGGGGGAGGUAAUCGGGGGGAGGUAUACCGUGCUCGGAUCGGUCGGCCAGGGGGUCUUCAGCACCGUGCUCAAGUGCCUCGACACAAGGGUGGCUCUCUGCACAACCUUUCCCAUGUGCAUCAUAGGUGGCGCCAGAGCCCGGCAAGCAAGCAACGUUGCUGCUGUGCUAGCCACGCUAGUGUGUCUGGAGAAAGGACGGCCAUGA
This is a messenger RNA of Ectocarpus siliculosus, 1365 nucleotides long. NCBI's taxonomy places the organism in Eukaryota, Phaeophyceae, Ectocarpales, Ectocarpaceae. The record is from the annotation of a GenBank genome assembly.